UACAGCAAUUCCCUGCACAAUGGCCAACGAGACUUCAUCAGUGAAGGACAUUUAUUCAGCCUACAAUCCGCCGAUACUUAUUUUAACAUUUAUCUUUGGAUUCAUUGGAAAUGUGAUUGCCUUGUGGAUCUUCUGUUUUCAUGUUAGAUCCUGGAGACCAAACACCGUCUAUUCUCUGAGCCUGGCGAUUGCCGACACUCUGCUAAUCUGCUGCCUGCCAUUUCGAGCCGAUUACUACAUACGCGGGAAGAAGUGGAUAUUUGGUGAUGUUGCGUGCCGUCUGAAGAUAUUCCUGAUAUUUCUGAACCGGACAGAGAGCGUUGUUUUCCUUACAGUUAUGGCACUUGAUCGCUAUUUCAAAGUGAUCCAUCCUCACCAUAAAGUGAACAAGAUCUCUACAAGGACUGCAGUGAAGGUAUCAAUUGUUCUCUGGCUUCUAACAAUAUUGAUGUGUGUUCACAUUCUGGUAGAACCUCGUACCUUCAUACAUAACAACGUAACUAACUGUGAGCCAUUUAACAGAAUAGAUCCUCUCAGCGCCACAGCAUUUUGGACUAAUAUUAUUUUCAUUGUUUUCAAGUUUAUUUUACCGGCUUCAGUGAUCCUGUUCUCCACGUGCUCUAUUACCUGGAGGCUAAAGCAGAUGAAAUCUGAAAUGAGGGUUAAAUAUGAACGAGCGAUGAAGCUCGUGGUAGCUGUGGCGGCAGUGUUCCUCAUCUGCUUCCUACCCACCAAUAUCGCUGUAAUCGCCGUUUUAAUUUCAAGCUCUUUAAAUGACAUCAAAUUAUUUGACGUCUGUGUUCAGAUGUUCUACAAUACGCUGUGCAUAACCUAUUUGAACAGUGUGCUGGACCCAGUUAUUUACUACUUCUCAAGUUCAACGUUUAAAGAAACUUUGAACCAAGCUCUUAUUUCUCGCAAUAGCAGAUUAUUCAGACCAGGAAGAAAGCAUUCGCUGUAUCCAGCGCAAGAAAUGCAACAAGACGUAGAACCGCAAAGAUCUUCAGUGUGCAACACUUUUGAUCACUUACGAACGGAAUUAUCGGAGAAUUUGUGAAGCUCUGCCAUUUAUCUCAACCUUUAUCUCGCUUUAAACCUUUAAACCUCGCUUUAUCUCAACCUGCUCUUGGAAGGACUGCCACACUUGAAAUACUUUUUUUUAAAAGUCAUGAGGUCUAACUUUAGAACGAUUGCGCUGAAAUCAUUGAACCACAUUUUAAAAUGCAAAAGACUGCUACCAAAAAAUUAAACUUAAGAUUCGCACAUUGAAAACAACUGGUAUCGGCGGUAAUAAAUUGGACUUCUUUCAUGUGUGUGCGCGUCAGUAGUCAUUCACAGGAAGUCACAGUCGAGAAAAUCUGCAGUUGCUGGAAAUCCGAACAACGCAGACAAAAUGUACUUUUUUCAAUAGAUCCACCAAGCCUGCUGAGUUCCUGAGUGCGUGCUAUUCACAGGAAGUCACCACGAUGGCUUAUUAAAGAGGGUUAUGCUGGACAAAUAGUGUUUAAAUAAUCAAACAGAAAUAAUUAUAUAUUUCCCAACUGCCUCUUGAAGCAAUCAGAAAAAAUGAAGAACUAGUUAUAGUAGAGGACCAAUGUAAUUUACAACAGGAAAGAGGUGCUACAAAAACUGAUAAAAAUCUAGUGAAAAGCUUUUCCUGUUCGGUUUGCUCAAAGUUAGUUUUAUUGAAAUUGCAUAAUUACUUAUAAUGAGAACAUAAAUCUUUCAAGCUGUCCAGAUAAACAUCAGUUUCACCUUAGAUAAGUGGUUGAUUUAUACAUGACUUUGACAUCCUUUAUUUUUAGUUUUGCAUGUUUACUGAUCUGUAAGAUCUCCAUUCUCGCAAUCGCUAAAUUUCUACUGCAGUUUUGAAGCAGGAACGAAUAAGUACACUGGUUUAGUUCAGCAUGGCUAUAAAUGCUAUUUAUACAACCAGUGAAAAUAGAAAAUAAUUAUGAUAAAAGUUCUUUGUUUAAUUCUACAGCAAAUUAUGGAAGUUCUGUGGAAUGAUUAACAUUUUGCAUC
Molecule: messenger RNA, 2025 nt
Organism: Hypanus sabinus (Atlantic stingray)
Lineage: Eukaryota; Metazoa; Chordata; Chondrichthyes; Myliobatiformes; Dasyatidae
Product: hydroxycarboxylic acid receptor 2-like
Exons: 1
Coding region: 20-1057 (345 amino acids)
Biological process (GO): G protein-coupled receptor signaling pathway
Cellular component (GO): membrane
Molecular function (GO): G protein-coupled receptor activity
Source: RefSeq, a predicted model, not a curated record